GCCGGCGGCCGGGCUGCCCGCGGCUGCCGCCGACCAUGGACCGGCAGAGCGUGCUGGACCAGCUCCUCCCAGAGCUCAGCAUCUUGCUCAAACUGCUGGACCAUGAGUACCUGAGCUCCACGACGCAGGAGAAGAAGCUGGCUGUCUCCACCAUCCUGCAGAAGCUGCAGCCGCCCCCAGGGAAGGACGUGGACUACCUGUACGUGAACACGGCGUCCCUGAACAAUGGCACCAGCUUCGUGGAGUCUCUCUUCGAGGAGUUCGACUGUGACCUACGAGAUCUCCAGGACAUGCAGGAGGAUGGGGACGAUGCCAGUGACGGCAUUGGCUUGGAGCUUGCAAGGAGCCAGCCAGAAAAAAAUGUUGCCGUGGAUCCUCCUCCACCACUGCCUACCACUCCUCCACCUGAAGAUUACUAUGAGGAAGCCCUGCCUCUGGGCCCAGGCAAGGCCCCAGAGUACAUCACAUCCCGCAACAGCUCCAGCCCCCCUAACUCAAUCGAAGAUGGAUAUUAUGAGGAUGCAGACAGCAACUACCCAGUGACCAGAAUGAACGGGGAGCAAAAAAACUCCUACAAUGACUCGGAUGCAAUGAGCAGCUCUUACGAGUCGUAUGACGAGGAGGAGGAGGAUGGGAAGGGCCAGCAGCUGACACACCAGUGGCCAUCAGAGGAAGCCUCCAUGAACCUGGUGAAGGACUGUAGGAUUUGUGCUUUCCUGUUGCGUAAGAAGCGCUUCGGACAAUGGGCCAAGCAGCUCACCAUCAUACGGGACAACAAACUGCUGUGCUACAAAAGCUCCAAAGACCGGCAGCCACAUGUGGAAGUGCCUCUGGGCACCUGCAAUGUCAUCUACGUCCCCAAGGAUGGGCGGCGCAAGAAGCACGAGCUGCGUUUCUCACUGCCGGGGGCCGAGGCGCUGGUGCUGGCCGUGCAGAGCAAGGAGCAGGCUGAGGAGUGGAUGAAGGUGAUCAAGGAGGCGAGCAGCGCGGGAGCGGAUGGAGUGGAAGCCCCCACGUCCCCAGUGAUGCUGCGCAAGAUGGACUUGGACAAGCGGCUGUCGCAGGAGAAGCACACUUCUGACUCGGACAGCAUGGCAACAGGCGAGACCGGCUCUCCCACAGCUCGCAGGGAGCCCUGUGAGCACGGGAAAGGCAAGAAGAGUGGCUUGGCUGACCUGAAGGGCUCCAUGAGCCGGGCAGCAGGGAGGAAGAUCACCAGGAUCAUCAGCUUCUCCAAGAAGAAGCCUUCCCCCGAGGACACGCAGACCUCCUCCACUGAGGAGGACAUCCCCUGCUGUGGUUACCUCAAUGUCCUGGUUAACCAGUGCUGGAAGGAGCGCUGGUGUUGCCUGAAGGGCAACACUCUGUACUUCCACAAGGACCGCACGGAUUUACGGACUCACGUGAACGCCAUCGUCCUCCGGGGCUGUGAAGUGGUUCCAGGACUGGGCCCAAAACACCCCUUCGCUUUCCGCAUCCUUCGCAACGGGCAGGAGGUGUCCGCGCUGGAGGCAAGCUGCUCAGAAGAUCUGGGCCGUUGGCUGGGCCUCCUCUUGGUGGAGACUGGCUCCCAGACAGCUCCCGAGGCCUUGCACUAUGACUAUGUGGACGUGGAGACGAUCGCCAACAUCGUGACGGCUGUGAGGCACUCCUAUCUGUGGGCCAGCUCCUCCCAGGACAGCCGAAUGGACUCCUCACGCGUGGUUUAUGAUGACGUCCCGUACGAGAAAGUUCAGGCAGAGGAGCAGCCAGCCCGGCCGGCUGGAGCCCAGGUGAAGCGCCACGCCUCCUCCUGCAGCGAGAAGUCACGGCGAGUGGACCCACAAGUCAAAGUGAAGAGGCACGCGUCAAACGCCAACCAGUACAGGUACGGGAAGAACCGGGCAGAGGAGGAUGCCAGGAGGUUUCUGACGGAGAAAGAGAAGCUGGAGAAGGAGAAAGCAGCGAUCCGCAGUGAGCUGGUGUUGCUGCGGAAGGAGAAGAGGGAGCUGCGGGAAGCCGCGAAGGGCAGCACGGGGCAGAAGCUGCAGGAGCUGGAGCAGCGCGUGGCGGAGCUGGAGGAGCAGUGCCGGCGCAAGGAGCAGCGCCGCGUCGACCUGGAGCUCAGGCUGAGCGAAGUGAAGGAGCGGCUGAAGCAGUCGCUGGCGGGCGGGCCGGCCCUGGGGCUCGCCGUCACCGGCAAGGCCGAGAACGGGGAAGCAGCCAGCAAGCCCAGCGGGAGCCCCCCUGAGCACAUGGUCCCUGUUAACUGCGCAGCUGAAAUGAGGAAGAGGAGUCCGUCCAUCCUCCCUGCCAACAAGGGGAACGUGCUGCGGAAGGCCAAGGAAUGGGAGAAGAAGCAGACCUAAGCCAGGCUGCGGGAACGCCGGGCCGCAGCACCCCGCCGGACCCGGACUCGCUGAGGAGCCACGAGCCCCCCCUCUCUCUGAGGAGCUCGGAGGGUGCUAGGACGGGGGUGCGGGAGGGGGAUUU
Messenger RNA from Rhea pennata, 2472 nucleotides. RefSeq names its product actin filament associated protein 1 like 1 (gene AFAP1L1). The transcript has 19 exons. Gene Ontology annotation, cellular component: cytosol. Bases 36 to 2348 code for a protein of 770 amino acids. The record is from RefSeq and is a predicted model, not a curated record. Gene Ontology annotation, molecular function: SH3 domain binding. Lineage: Eukaryota; Metazoa; Chordata; Aves; Rheiformes; Rheidae.